Conger conger (European conger) is the source of this 2220-nucleotide messenger RNA. RefSeq names its product glycogenin 1a (gene gyg1a). Lineage: Eukaryota; Metazoa; Chordata; Actinopteri; Anguilliformes; Congridae. The transcript has 8 exons. The coding region runs from base 151 to 1197 and encodes 348 amino acids. The record is from RefSeq and is a predicted model, not a curated record. Gene Ontology annotation, molecular function: glycosyltransferase activity. Gene Ontology annotation, cellular component: cytoplasm.
UGUGAAGUCAUCACGUGACGGAAUAUAUCAACUGAGUACUCCUCCUACUAUAAAUGUACCGUUGUCCUGGCUGCGUGCUCUUUCUGGGGAAUAAGGGUGCAUCGUUUUAGGGUUGGGACUACAGACAGGAGCGUUAACAUCACACAGAUCAUGGCAGACCAGGCAUUUGUCACGUUGGCCACCAAUGACAACUACUCAAAGGGAGCAAUGGUGCUCGGCAGAUCCCUGCGUAACCAUAAAACAUCCAGGAAGCUGGUAGUGUUGAUUGGCCCCCAUGUGACUGAACCAGCCAGGGAAGUGCUCCAAAAGAUCUAUGAUGAGGUCCGGCUAGUGGAUUUGCUGGAUAGCAGGGAUGCAGCCCACCUGUCCCUGAUGAAGAGGCCAGACCUUGGUGUCACCUUCACCAAGCUCCACUGUUGGACACUGACACACUACUCCAAAUGUGUCUUUAUGGACGCCGACACACUGGUGCUGUCGAAUGUGGACGAGCUGUUUAAUCGUGAGGAGCUGUCUGCUGCUCCAGACCCUGGCUGGCCAGACUGCUUCAACUCCGGCGUGUUUGUGUUCCGGCCUUCCAACGAAACCUACGAGCAACUCAUCCAGGUCUGCACUAAGGAUGGCAGCUUUGAUGGUGGGGACCAGGGAGUUCUCAACAGCUUUUUCAGCAACUGGGCGACUGCGGACAUAACAAAGCACCUUCCCUUCAUCUACAAUCUCAGCAGCAUAGCCAUCUACUCUUAUCUCCCAGCAUUCAAGCAGUAUGGCAGCGAGGCAAAGGUGGUCCACUUCCUGGGUAAGAUGAAGCCAUGGAACUACUCGUACGACACUGCAACGAAAAGCAUCAAGGGGCAUUCACAGGACCCGUCCACGCUUCACCCCGACUACCUUCUGAGGUGGUGGGACAUCUACUCUGGCUCCGUGCUACCAAUGAUGAAGGAACAGUAUGGGAGCCAGGCCUUCUAUUCUGGAUGCGAGGACUCUUUCAUCGAAACGGCAUCUCCUCAUCCAGCAGUCAUUUGUGACCGCUAUAAGGAUGAAAUUCACAACGGGAUGUCCAAAAUCCACGUCUCCGCACCCGCAGCCCCCAGCAUCUCCUCAGAAGAACGCAAGCAGAAGUGGGAACAAGGCCAAGCAGACUACAUGGGAAUGGACAGCUUUGAAAACAUACAGAGGAAGCUGGACUCUUUCCUAAAUUAAAAGGGAAAGGGGGUGGGGGAGGGUGAAAAUGGAUCGAGAGAGCAUUUGCAGUUACACAAAUUUAGAUUUUGGGGGAAAUGCGGUCAAAUUUCAGGUGGUCUACUGUGUUGGCAGUUGGCUCUUAUUAAAAAUGGUUCAAUGCAGUGUGAAUUCAUUAAUCACUGCAGUACAUUGGUGGAGGUAGUGCUACGAAGGAUAAAUGACUUUUAAACCUUUUAGCAGUACAUUGUAACCAUGUGGUAUGCUGUACUGUAUGUAGUUAGAAGCCCCUCCUCCUCUUUCUCAAAUACCUGCAUACUGUGAGGCAAGAAUUUGCCAACAUUGGACAUCAGUAACAGAACCUAGGCUUAGAACCUAGUGUUGCAUCAUGUAUUGACAAGGCAUUGAUAUUCAAUUAUAAUGAUGGUGAGGAAAUGUUCUGUCUCACGAGAGGAGUGCUCUGAUUAGAAGCUAUUGGAGGGGAAAAAGUGAAACCCCCUUUUAAACAGGAAUGACAGAGUAGUAAGUUCCUGUAAGAUUGCCUGUGAUGUCUUGUUCUGUGAGUUGUAUGGGUUAAGAGAACGCACGUCCCGAGCCUUGAAAACGUGAACACCUCUGUACAGUAUUUUGCAUGUUUGUACCAAACAGCUUGAAGGAAACCUAUUGUAUCGCUAUUCCCAGUUUAAAUUCAAGAAAAAAGUAAUUUCUUUAAUUUUCUCCAAGUCAAUCAUGCAAUACCCACAUAGAAAGGUGAUGGCAGCCUUAGUUUUAGCAAUGUUUGCAUCACACCUUACCUGCUGCUACAAUCACUCCUUUCAAAACUUUUUACCCCCUGCUUUUGUUUGCUUUUGCAAUUACACUCCAUGUUUUGGAGGACUUAAGUUUGAUAUUUUGCUGGUCUUCUCCCAAGUAUGACACUGUACACGCAGAUAGCGCUUGUUCUUAGUUCCCUUAUGGGGGAAAAAAUGAAACUACUGGAGUAUUUAACCUUGCUUGUAGCACUGGCCAUGUACCUGCAAAAUUAAAAAAAACUAGUGUUGUGAA